AUGUCGAAGUCUCCCUUGGAUGUCAUAGACAAGGCAGCAGAAGAAAUUUAUGCAGUAAUUACUGCUGAAUUGUCGGAGCAGGUUACAAAAAAGUACAAUGAAGGUCAAUGGACUUUGCUAGAGCUAGAUGAAUGGAGAAAUGGUGAGUUACCUGAACUUAUCCAGAAACGUGGUAAGGAAAAGGACUACCACAUAACCAAAGAUGAAUUGGUUUUGAUCAUGGACUGGAAAUUGGCCAAAGGUAAGUUUCGCCCUACUCUUCCCAAGCUCAUCAAGUCGAAUCUGCAAGAAGAUGUUGUGUCCGUAACUAAAGCUGGCUUUACUAUGUUCAUGGAUUUUGCACAACUGACAAAAGGAAAAUGGAAUGAUAUAGCGCUACGUGACUACCAGGUCGCUGUCAAAGCCAGCUUGAAGAAAUUGUGUGAAUUAAAAGGUGUGGGGCCUGCCACGGGCAGCUUGCUAUUAUCGUUAUUGAGCAAGUCCACCCAUUUUGCUGCGCCAUUUUUCAGCGAUGAGGCAUUCAUAUACUACAUCCAGCAGCCUCUCCGUCCAGGCUCUCCCAUAAAGUACAACGUGAAGGAAUACGUUGAUGAGUUUGUGGGUGUGCUUUUCAAUAUUGUGUCUGACAGACCAUCAACGUCAAUGGAUAAACUUGAGAAGGGCGCAUGGGCGCUUAAGAUGUAUGACACUUACCGCAUUACCAAGCUUGCCAGCUGUAAGUUGCCAUUUGACGUUGAAGACAGCUUGCUUGAGAAGUUUCCAGACACUCAAAAGUAUCAACCAGAACCAGAUGCAAAGAAGCGGAAGUCGGAGCUCACAAAGCCUGCCAAAAGGGCUAAGACUGCCAAAACGAAUAAAAAUUAA
This is a messenger RNA of Sungouiella intermedia, 864 nucleotides long. Lineage: Eukaryota; Fungi; Ascomycota; Pichiomycetes; Serinales; Metschnikowiaceae. The record is from the annotation of a GenBank genome assembly.